AUCAUUCGAGAUAAUAUCAAACCAACUGUAAAUGUUAAUUUAGAAAAAUGUCUGACAGCGUUGCCGCGUUUCUCAGAUUUAAAGAGGGCUCUGUUUUCAGGAACUCUUAAAACUCCAACAAGAUUGCUUUUCUGGUUUUUGAUCUGUUAAUUCAUCUGGGUAUUUUUUGAGGAAUUCCGGAAAUGGCGAUUCAGGGGUUGGGAGGAGACGACGAUCCCGUCAUCAGCGUCGUCGGAGAUGGGUUCUGUCUCCCGUACGCGGCGGAACUCGUCGUCAAGAAAAAGAUCCAGGCUUUCUCCAACGCACACUACGACGUCUACGACACCACCGGGAACAUCCUCCUCAAAGUCGACGGCGGCGUCUGGAACCUCCAGAAGAAAAGGGUUAUGCGCGAUCCCGCCGAUUUUCCCGUCCUCACAAUGCGCGAAAAGGCAUUUACAUGGCGGCACCGGUGGCUGAUUCAUCAAGGGGAAGGUUCGGACCGGAAGAAUCUACUCUGCACGGUGCGGCUGUCGCAGGCCCUGCAGAUCAAAAGACAGCUCGACGUGUUCUUGGCCGGAAAUCAGACCAAAGAUUGUGACUUCCAUGUUACCGGAAGCUUGUCUUCACUUUCCUUCAAAGUCUACAGAGGCAAAACUAUCAUUGCAGAGGUUAUUCAUAGUUUUACAUGGGAAAGCUUUUGUAAGGGCAAAGAAAGCUUCACAGUGAGAUUGCAACCGGAGGUGGAUUAUGCAUUCAUCGUUGCAUUGAUUGUGAUUAUUCAAGAAAAUGAAAGUAGAUGAUCUUUUAUGGUUAAAUGUCAAUUUUAGUGCCUUCAAUUUAAGGUUUUGUAUUAUUUUUGUUCAUUAAUUAUGAAAAACGUAUUAUUUUUGUCCAUUAAUUAUGAAAAAUGUAUUUUUUUAGUUUUUUAUUUAUUAAUCUAUUAAAUUUAUUUAAAUAUA
Molecule: messenger RNA, 941 nt
Organism: Rubroshorea leprosula
Lineage: Eukaryota; Viridiplantae; Streptophyta; Magnoliopsida; Malvales; Dipterocarpaceae
Source: the annotation of a GenBank genome assembly